AUGUCUGAUCCCGCCAAGUCUGCAGAGAGUGUUCAGCAAAAAGAACGACCAGGUGGAAUAGCAGAAGUGAAGCCCAGCGUCACUGUUGACACUGUUCAUAAUGACGAGGCACUCAAGGUACUCGAAGGCUAUGCUGGUAACAUCGAGUGGACAGAGCAAGAAGAGAAGAAACUCAGAAGGAAAAUAGACUGGAGGUUAAUGCCAGUGCUAUGUAUGACAUAUGGGCUCCAAUACUACGACAAAGCCAUGCUGUCGCAGGCGGCUCUCUUCGGACUACGAACCGACUUGGAUUUGACAGUUGGUGAUCGAUACUCCAUGUCGGCUGCCAUCUUCUAUCUCGGAUUUAUCGUUGGUACCUAUCCAACCAUGGUCUUGGCCCAACGAUUUCCCAUUGAGCGAGUUGCCUCGGUCGUCGUCACUCUUUGGGGCCUCACCUUGCUACUUACGACUGUAUGCACAAACUAUCGUGGCCUCUACGCUCAACGAUUUUGUCUCGGGUUGUUGGAAAGCGGCAUCAGCCCAAUGUUCAUGCUCAUUGUUGGAAGCUGGUACAGAAAGAACGAGCAAGCGAUGCGAAUGGGUAUCUGGUACAGCUGCACAGGCUACGUUGCUAUAUUCUCCCCGCUGAUCAACUUUGGCUUCGGCAAGCUCAACGGCGGAGUCUCCUCAUGGCGAUACAUGUUCUACUUUGCUGGGUCGCUGACGAUUGUCUGGGGUCUUCUCCUGUACUUUGUCCUCCCUCCUGACCCCAUUAGAGCAAAAGGCUUCAACGACAGAGAAAAAUACAUCUUGGUUGCACGAUUGCGAAGCAACAACUCGGGCGUCCGUAAUACUCACUACAAGAUGGAGCAAGUUGGUGAGAUCGGUCUUGACAUCAAGUUUUGGCUGAUUUUUGCCAUUGCGUUCCUCUGCAUGAUUGCGAACGGACCCAUCUCGACAUUUGUUCCCAUCAUCAUCAACGGCUUCGGCUUCAGUACUCUCAACUCCCUUUUGCUCAGCAUACCGAUGGGUGCAUACGGGGGUACAAUACAACUCAUCAUGCCUUAUCUGGCAUACAAGUAUAAGAAUUGCCGAACGUGGAUUGUGUUUGGCGCACAGAUGGGAACCACUCUGGCCGCUCUGUUGUUGUGGCUAUUACCAAGGUCUGCCAAGGGGGCUCUCCUAUUUGCGGCCUACAUCUUACCGUCCGUCGGAGGCGGGUAUGCCGUUCUUAUGGGUCUGCAAAUCGCCAACACGUCAGGUUAUACUAAACGCUCCAUUGCUUCUUCCGGUCUCUACAUAGGGUAUUGCCUCGGCAACUUCGUCGGGCCGCUGGUCUUCCGGAAAGAAGAUGCUCCCAACUACGCCCCUGGCUUCAUUGUGGUUGUGAUUACGUCCCUAGCUGCGGGCGUUCUCGGCCUGGUAUAUCGAUACGUCUGCAUCUGGUAUAACAACAAGCGUGACAAAGCUGGGAUCAUGGAAGGCUAUGACCACGCCUAUGAAGACGAUUUGACCGAUAUGAAGAACCCACAGUUCAGAUAUAUUCUGUAG
Messenger RNA from Colletotrichum orchidophilum, 1530 nucleotides. RefSeq names its product allantoate permease. Gene Ontology annotation, molecular function: transmembrane transporter activity. Lineage: Eukaryota; Fungi; Ascomycota; Sordariomycetes; Glomerellales; Glomerellaceae. The record is from RefSeq and is a predicted model, not a curated record. Gene Ontology annotation, cellular component: membrane. The transcript has 5 exons. The coding region runs from base 1 to 1530 and encodes 509 amino acids. Gene Ontology annotation, biological process: transmembrane transport.